GGGGAAGUAUUGUGCAGAACGUCGCCCGCCCGCCUGCGCCGCCGCCGCCUCAUGCCACGGCGCCGUCCUGCCGCCGACCCGGCGACCUGCAUGGCCAAGCAUGGGGAGCGCUGCGCCUUCCCGCGCCCCCAGGGCUGAGCCGCCGUUCGCCGCCCUCCGGCUGCUGCUCGCCGCACUGGGGCUGCUGCUGCCGGGCACAGGUGACUGUCAGCUGCACACAUCUUGUGGAAUCCAGAAGUGCACCACUGAUUUUGUAUCCUUCACUUCACAUCUAAAUGCAGCUCUUGAGGACUUCGAUUUGGAGUUCUGCAAAGCCCUGCGGGCAUAUUCUGUGUGUACUUAUCGCAAUUCCAAAGUAUGCCGUGGAAACCUAGUCUACCAUUCUGCAGUGCUUGGGAUUGGCGAUCUCAUGACCCAGAGAAACUGUACCAAAGAUGGACCCACAUCCUCCACCGACCCUGAAAUGACCCAUGAUCCUUGCAAUUACAGUGGCCGCACAGAAGUGAGAGAGCAUCGUGGGGGAGAGGAGACUCCUCCUCCUACUUACCUGUUUUGUGGCUUGUUUGGGGAUCCUCAUCUGAGGACUUUUAAGGAUCACUUCCAGACAUGCAAAGUGGAAGGCGCUUGGCCCCUCAUAGACAAUAACUACCUAUCAGUGCAAGUGACCAAUGUGCCUGUGGUCCCAGGAUCCAGCGCUACUGCUACAAAAAAGAUAACUAUUAUCUUCAAAUCAUACCAAGACUGUACAGAUCAGAAAGUAUAUCAAGCAAUGACUGAUGACUUGCCUGCAGCUUUUGUUGAUGGUACAACAAGUGGAGGAGAUGGGAACACCAGGAGCUUGCACAUUGUGGAGAAAGUCAGUGGCAAAUACAUUGAGAUGCAUGCUAAGUACAUCGGGACCACAGUGUAUAUCCGCCAGCUUGGGCACUACCUGACCCUGGCCAUUCGCAUGCCCCAGGAGUUGGUCAUGGCCUACGAGGAGAGCCAGGAUCUGCAGCUGUGUGUGAACGGCUGCCCCUCCAGUGAACGUAUUGAUCAGAGUGGCCACUUGCCAUUGCCUGUGAUGGGGAAGCUGCUUCCGUGGGGUGCUGCAGCUCAUCCCCUGUCAGGGUACACACUGGAAACAGCCACCACCAAAUGCCAUGAGAAGAUACUUGUGAAGGACAUCUAUUUUUACUCAUGUGUGUUUGAUCUCCUCACCACUGGUGAUGCCAACUUCACAGCUGCUGCUCACAGUGCCUUGCAGGAUGUGAAGGCACUGCACCCCAGCAAAGAGCACUGGCAUAUCUUUCCCAGGAGUGGAGGUGGUAGUGUGGGCAGGGGUAGCAAAUUCUUUGUCAGUCUUGUACUUCUGUGCUUGAUCUUUGUUGCGUAUUUGUAGGAUAUUUUUUUUUUUUUUAGACUGUAACAAAAUUUUGAAAUAUAUAUUGUCAUAAUAUAUUGAGUAAAGAUGAAUAUAUAUGUAUAUACCAUGUAUAUGAAGGAAGGUUUUGUCUUGGGUCAUCCACCAGAUUGGAUGUUAACUGUUUUCAUGUAUGUUUGAUUCAGUAUUCUAUGUAUCUAUUUGUUUUACAGUUGCUGAAAAGUUUUAUAAUGUCCCUGCAUUGGGACCUGAUAAAAAGCACUUUAUUUUUUACAUAUUAAAUAUAUGUGUGUAUCUGAGUAAGUAUGUAUUACACAUUAAAUACUCAGUGCUCUCUCUGUCUUCUCUAAAUACUACUUGGUUUAACACUUUUUUUUUUUUUUUUAACUGAACUAACUUGUGGGUUUUCCCAAGAAACCUUUAGUUAAUGUCAAAUGUGUAUAUUUUGAAGCUAGUGAAUGGUCUCUGGAGGGAGCAGAGAGAGCUUAAACUUAGAGGGAACACCUUUUUUUUUUACCUGUCCACAGGCCCUCCAGUUGUCUGUGUUAUUAAAGGCUACAGAUUAAUAUUGUUUUUCAUACUUGGAAACCCCAUAGUGUAUCAGUCUUUGCAAAGUGUUUUAGAUGUGAUUCAUCAGUAUACCAGUAGGUAUUUGUGUGUAUGUAAAAGAGUGGACGUGCAGUGUGUAAAUAUUUUAAAUUAUUAUAAUAGAAAAAUAGUAGCCCUCCACCGCUCCGCUGAGGAACGUCAGGAAGGUGGUAUAAGUGACCCCUGGUGGGGUGCACAGAAAUUGGGGAUGUAGACCACAUACUAGGCACGUAAUAUAUAAAUAAAUUCUCAGUUUGUCUCCUAGCCAAAUAGGAUGGAUAGGAUAUUGGAUAGGAAUGUGCUGAAUAUAGUUGUUACACUUCUUGCAGGUGCUAGUUUCCCUCUGCUACAUAAGAUGUGUCAAUUUGUGACCAGCAGCUGCAAACCAGGCCAGUGUAUUGAAAAGACAGUAUGUGGGAAACUAAGAUGAGGAACCAUUUCCUCGGGGUCCCAGUUGUACAGUUCCUUUGUAGCGUUUACAGAAAUACUUACAAGAACUUUUAACACAAGGAUCUGUGUUACUGCUGCAUCCCUCAUGAGAGGCGUUGUAAAAAUCCUCUUUUCAGGUUAUUGGAGAACUCUAAGGCCAGAAGAACCCUGAAACAGAAAAUUAUUUUCUGUAAAACUAAAGAAGAGGUGGUGAAAUUUGAAUAAAUGAUACAGAAGAGUCCACAAGAUUACAGAACUUAGCGUAAUAAGAUGGUCUGCUAAGUUAUAUGGAGUAUUUCAGCUGCCAGGCUAAUCACACAGUGUGAAGAUAAAUUGAUAGUGCCAAAACUUAAAAGAAGUUAUGUCAGAUACAUAUGAAGAAAUACAGACCUAAUGAACAUAAUCACAACUUAGAACAUUGCUUCACUAAGCUUGUAUUGCUGCUUGAAGUUGAGGUGUGUGAGAAAUAAUCUUAUCUGGGAGAUGUAUCAGUGAAAUGAGUUGUGGAAAUUGCUGUAGAAGCAAAAGGAGCAUUAAAUAUGUGUGUUUACUGUACGCAGAAGGCAGCUGUCAUUCUUGGAGGAGCUUACUCACAGGUGUCAGUCUAACACCACAAGCUCUGCAGAAGGCUGUAUUAAGUGAUCAUCUGUAUUUUAAUGCAGCAGCCAGUCAGCCAUUACUGUUACUGUCUGUUUGCUGGCCUUUGUCUUAAGCUACCCUUGGAUAUUAGUGGCUUAUUCAAAGGGUUUUUUAAGUAUCUUCUAGAGCACUCUUACCAUAUGCUAAUAGAGCUUCCACCAACAGAUGAUGAUUGUUCUCUGUAGUUGUGGAGUCUGACAACUUCCUUAGUAAGCAUGUUGCAGGACUGGCAGAGACUAUGGCUAACCCUUUAUUUUGUGUGUACAGAAGGCUCCUAAACAAGGAUAUAGUAAAAAGAAAUAGUAGGCUCAUUUGCCUGUCAAAUCAAAAAUUCUGGUUUUCUUCCUGGAAAACCUGUCUUGAAGAAGAAUCUGCAUAGAGCAUCUGUUAAGUGGGACACAACCAAAGAGAACAACCUUUUGUUCUUACGGUCAAGUUAUGGACCUUCAGUAUUGCAUUUCCUUUCAGACUGCUACUGUACUGCCAGAAACUAGAUCACCAAUUAUUUACAAUCUCCUACUUUAGCAUUAUGAUUAUCAUGCAUUUUUUUCAUGAGUUUUGAGGCUGUGCAAGUGUCUGUUUACUUAUAUAUACACUCCAAAGUGAAGUUAUCAAUUCUGCAAGCUUUGUACUGCCUAAUGAGAGUUUCAUUAGUGGAUGUGUUUUGAAAAAAAGCCCAGGAGUCUCAUGGCUUUCUUCUCAGAAGGGAAGAGACAUACAGCACAGUUUUAAUUUUGCAUUCAUUUUCUUCAUGUAAGUACAGCUAUGGUCUUUUACACUGAAAUUUUCAUUCUUUGGUUAUUUAUUGACCAUCUGUGUCUUGACUGAUAUAAAUUCUUUUCCGUCUUUCCCUGUUCUAGCUACAGAAGACUGCUAUGUCUAUACAAUGUCUGAACAGGACUUGUAAUGAUUCCUUUUUCUUAGCAGGUAUUCUGUGUUUUUUACAAGAUAAGCUUUCUCUGUAUUGUGCUGCUACUUCUCUUCAACUGUAUUCAAAACAAACGGACUGUGGGGAUCAUUGUUGUCCAUUAGAUUUUACAGUUCUUGUUAAUUACCUUGUUACGGAGAGCAAAAUAGCCACAGUCAAGAACAAGUAUACUGGUAAAUUUGUGAUGAUGAUGUGAAACAAUUGCAUCUGAUCUGAUUCAGAAUUCGUUAUGUUUGUAACUAAACUUUGUUGAAAUUAAAAGCUGCUAUUAGUAAAUUAACUGUGAACAGUAAGAUUGAUUAUAGUCUUUGUGCAGGGGUAUAUAUCAGGAUUCAUUAUAAAAAAGUAUGUCAUAUGAGGCAUGCCAAUAACUUAUUUGCAGGAAUUAUUUUACACUAGUUUUAAAGCUUAAUUUCCACUUCUGUCUACACUGUAACAAUAGAAGAAUACUCCUUUAUAUACACAAAAUGUAUACAUGUCAUUGAUUUAGCAUGUGCUGAGAGCUGGAACUACAAAAGUUUUGUAUGUCUAGUUUGUGUGUGAAGUA
This is a messenger RNA of Hirundo rustica (Barn swallow), 4494 nucleotides long. RefSeq names its product repulsive guidance molecule BMP co-receptor b (gene RGMB). The record is from RefSeq and is a predicted model, not a curated record. Gene Ontology annotation, biological process: BMP signaling pathway. The transcript has 3 exons. The coding region runs from base 101 to 1381 and encodes 426 amino acids. NCBI's taxonomy places the organism in Eukaryota, Metazoa, Chordata, Aves, Passeriformes, Hirundinidae. Gene Ontology annotation, molecular function: coreceptor activity. Gene Ontology annotation, cellular component: plasma membrane.